AUGUCAAUAAACCCCCCUUACGCUCUGAUCCACCUCACUGGCGACCCCGAUCUUAGGAACCGCAGCCGCGUCCACGUCGUCGAUCUGGUUUCAGGAGAAAUUCACCCCCGUCCAAUGGUCAACCUCCACGCAGUUUCUCAAGCCGUGCUGCGAUGCGACCCCGAGCGCGGCGAGAAGUUCACCGUGCUCGCACUGACCGAAGACGGUACCCUCGUGGUGGACCGCGGCGAAGAAGACGCACUUGACUCUUCCAGUACUGCACCUCCGGCGCUGUCACCACUCCACGGGUUCACUCCCAAGGCUUUAUCCGCCGACGGGACUCGCGCGUUGUGUUUCGUCGGCGCGGUGCCGCCUUUCCCGGGACCUCGUACCCCUGCCCCGCCGCGGUUCUGCGUCGUGGACACCGCCACCGGAGAGAUACUGUCGGGGCCAUUCGAGGGCGAGCGGCCUUCGGAAAUCAUUGGCGAAGACCACAGAAGGGAUAUCAGGCGGUAUUGGGACAGCCGUGGCAUGUGGUACAACCGCGGGGGGUGGUUUUGGAGCACGCUGCAUGGCAGGCUCUACCGAGCUGCUGCUCUCGACGUGCACGAACACCGCGUUGAUCGAGUCGCGGUCACGAAUGACGGGUCGAUGGUCGUAUGGUCGGAUCGGCGCGGGGUCGUGCGCUUCCAUCGCAACGUAGGCGACGUUUGA
Epithele typhae is the source of this 693-nucleotide messenger RNA. RefSeq lists its product as uncharacterized. The record is from RefSeq and is a predicted model, not a curated record. The coding region runs from base 1 to 693 and encodes 230 amino acids. The transcript has a single exon. Lineage: Eukaryota; Fungi; Basidiomycota; Agaricomycetes; Polyporales; Epitheliaceae.